Messenger RNA from Bemisia tabaci, 8050 nucleotides. RefSeq lists its product as uncharacterized. The record is from RefSeq and is a predicted model, not a curated record. Lineage: Eukaryota; Metazoa; Arthropoda; Insecta; Hemiptera; Aleyrodidae.
UUUGUGUUUUCGAUCAUGCUCGCAGACGUGUGUUAAAUUUUGACCAGGAAUUAUCAUGUGCACCUAUUUGCUGAUUUUCUGUUUACUACUGGUGGCACAGCAAACAUCCUGUCUACCGACGCCGACCACCAUUGCUGCCAGCCACGCGAAGACCAACGAAUUCGUGGAGGACGUCAAGAAGAGCAUCCCACACUGGCCGAUGUCGGUCAAGUCAAAAUACGUCUCAGUGAUUCCGGACCAGAUUCCGGAGGCACCCCCCGAGCCGGAGAAGAACCAGCUGAUCCAAACGCGGUCCACAAAAAUCCUACCACCCGCCUCGCCAGACUUGGACAUAGCCGACUACAGCCUCCCGUUCAACCGCGGUAAGACCAUCUCCAGCGACCCGGCAGACAAGAGCUUUCAAUUCCCUGAAAUCCCGCCGCCAGAAGAUACGACCAUCCAUGAGUUUCGAGAGUCCAGCGGCGAGUCUGACGAAGAAAUCCUCACCCCUAGAUCUCUCCCUCCUCCAUCCCUAAACACGCAACAUAGCGAGGGUUUAAACCUGAAUCAAUUCCCUGCAGUUCAAGGUCAAACCAAUGACAUCCAGCCGAAGAAACAAGAGGAUGAUGUCUCAAUUUUAGACGGCCUAGAGGUUGAUGCGUCUGAAAAGAAGUUAUCGCCCGCCAGUGGGACCCCAUCAGUUUUCGAUGAAACUACGCUAACUGAUAAUAAAAGAGUUAACCGGUCUCCUGCAAACCGACCAGAUGACUCUAUUUCUGCUGAUACAAAUGUCCCUGAGAACUUCUCGAGGAAGAAUGCGAAAUCAAUACCCGAUGCAGCAAACGGGCAGACGGAUUUUCAGGAAGCAAUGAAGACGGAUUUUGAGGAAAGACAAAAUUUUACCAUUCCCAACCCGGAGAACGGCAUUCUUGACAGCCAAUCAAAUAACCUCCCUUCUCGCUCUCCUAAAAAUGGCACUGCACCUGUAGAAGUAAGCAACGAGUCUAAACCAAGCCAAGAGAACAUUUCUGUCUCUGAUAUUACGGACCAAAAAUCUUCAGAAAAUUCGGUCCCCCCAGUCUCUGAGUCCUCUGAAGGAGACGUAAUUUCAGAGGGAUUGAGCAAAAGCUUUGGAGCAAAUACAGAUUUUUCAGCUGCUAAAAUUCCCGACAAGUCGUCGACGGACAAUUCACCUGGAGACACGCUAAAAUCAAACGUAGCGUCAACCAUCAAAGAUACUAAUUUAAACUCUACAUCUUUCCAAGAUCCGUCGGUUCCUGGUGUUUUAAACAGUGUCGACAACAAUGAAAAUAUAAAUUCGCCCAAUCAACCGGCUUCGACAGAUUCGUUGACUAUUGGCUCCGCAGGAUCGCGAGGUAAAGAUUUUCAGGCUACGAGGCAUGAAUUUUCGGCUCCUCAAGUUUCCAGCAACCCAAAUGACGAUCUCUCAAACCAAAAUUCUCUUAAGAGCUCUGCACCUUCGGGUUUGACGCCUUCUCUGAAUCCGCCUGAUCCUGCAACCGGAAUCAUCAGUGACGCUGCCACUGAUUCAUCUGAUUUACUCACUUCAAAAAUUUCCACUAGCACCGAUGGUGUGGAAAACAAAGGUUCUCUUUUAACUGCUAUCUUGUCAGAUUUGAAUGGUGUUGACAAAAACCAAGUGAAAUUAAACGUCGAAGCUUCUGUCAAUUUACAAAAUUUGCCGGCCCCUCUAACUUCGAAUACCGCCACAGAAAUCGUAAAAGACAAGCAUUCUCCUGUAAAUGUUCUUUACUCAAAUCUGACACAUGCCAGCACUAAAUCUGAUCCUGCCAUCGAAACACACGUCCACCCUUCUCCUAUCGCACCAGACUUGUCGACAUCUGGAACUACGGACAGAACUAACGACCUCACAAAUCAAAGUAUCCCUAUAAAUCCUGUCUCCGCAGAGGUAAUACCCACUGAAGCUGUAUCUGAUCCCAUUGCCAAGUCAAGUGUCAGCAAUGCUUUUGACUCGUCAGACUUAGCUGCCUCAAUCAUCGCGAAUACAGAUAACCCUUCAAGUAAUAUUAUUCCUACAAGCGAUGCCUCCUUAGAGCAAAACUCUACUCGAUUAGAUUCCAUUGCCGCGUCCGGUGACAUCAUUAUCCCUAAGUCACCAGACUCUCCUGCUUCAGAUUUGACCGAUACUAAAAACCCUACAAACCAAAAGGACCCUGUGAGCGAAGUAUCCUUGGAAUUGAGACCUCCAAACAUUCGGUCUGAUCCUAUUACCGGGUCUGGUGUAAUCAUUUCUUCUAAUUCACAGGCGGAGUCUCCAACGGAGUCUAACGUGAGAGAUGGUGCCACGAAUACAGCUGCAAUGAAGAACAGUGGUUCGGAAACUGGGGAGCAAAGAGUCGUUGACAGUAUUGCGAGUGACCCUAAUGCAAGUAAUGGUUCAAAACAGCCUCAGGAAAAUCCAAAGGUGGGAGAAACGAUGAUCACACAAAUCAGUCCCACAUCCGUUAUUUCUGCGAAUGGGGAUCAAACGUCAAGUUCUGCUCACGUUCAAGUUGAACCGGCAACAGCGGUUUCAGACCAGAGAGCCUCGUCACCUGAUGUUCGCAUAAGUGAAAACAUCGGAGAGGCAUCAAGUAUUGGUUCAAGUCAGAUCGAGGAAGGCAUAAAAUCAGAUAAGAGGAUGGAUACACAAAUUAGUCCCGUUUCCGUCGUUUCUGCUAACGGAGAUCAAACGUCGAGUUCUGCUAACGUUCAAGUCGAGCCAGCGACAGGGAUUGCAGACCAAAAUACUUCUUCACCUGAUGCUCAUAGUCCCGUUUCCGUUGUUUCUGCUAACGGAAAUCAAACGUCGAGUUCUGCUAACGUUCAAGUCGAGCCAGCGACAGGGAUUGCAGACCAAAAUACUUCUUCACCUGAUGCUCAUAGUUCCGUUUCCGUUGUUUCUGCUAACGGAAAUCAAACGUCGAGUUCUGCUAACGUUCAAGUCGAGCCAGCGACAGGGAUUGCAGACCAAAAUACCUCUUCACCUGAUGCUCAAAAUCCCGUUUCCGUUGUUUCUGCUAACGGAGAUCAAACGUCGAGUUCUACCAACGUUCAAGUCGAGCCAGCGACAGGGAUUGCAGACCAAUAUACCUCCUCACCUGAUGCUCAUCCAAGUGAGAAUACUAUGCCAGCUUCAAGCAAUGGUUCUGAUCAGCAUCAAGAAAGUCCAAAAUCAGGAGAACAAGUGAACGCGCAAAGCAAUCUUAUACCUAAUAUUUCUACCAAUGGGGAUCAGAUACAGAGUUCUACUCGAGUUCAAAUCGAGCGAGAGACAGGGGCUCAAGAGCAGAGCGCCUCGUCCCCCAAUGUUCACUUGAGUCAGAAUAGUGGACCAACUUCAAGCAUUUCCAAAACCGACUCCCUCAAAGAUUCAAAUUACCCUGGAGGAAUCGCCUCCUCACACUCAGCAACUGAUGACGCGAAUACCAAUCUCGCUAUGGUGGGUACGUCCGCUGAUCAAAAGGAUUCCCCAGCCUCUAAGGUUCCAGACAUCACUGGAAACACGUUUUUGGGUGAAAAAGCCCUUGCCUCUACCGUUACUGCACCUGCUGACACGGAUACCGGUCCACUAAAGGGGCUACAGACUAACAAUCUUGCUAUUUCCAAAACUUCGCCUGGAGGAGAAUCGAUUAGCAAUACUAAUAAUACCACAAACAAGAUUUCACUUGAAAACACAAAACCACUAGAAACACCGUCCACUGAGAAAGCUACAAAUCCUGUGGGAAAAGCCGAUACAUUUGGAACUAAUUUAAAAGAUAUUCCUGGCACUAAUCUUCCGGCUAGCAGUAUUGGCAACCACCAAAACCAAAAUUACCCUACAUCUAUGGCCUCUUCCAACUUAAAGCCAGGUACGGAGGCUAUGAGCAUCAACCCAGAAAGUAAUCAACCAGAUAAUUCAAGUUCCAAACCCUUGACCGUCAGUACGAGCGACCUCAAACAGCAACAUCUGCCCAUUAAUACCGUUUCCUCAAGCUUAACAUCGAGUGUGCCGGGUGGAAGUUCCACAGGGUUAAGCAAAGACGCUGAGGCUAAUCAAGGAGUUACUCAAGUGUCAGUGCCUCAUAACAGCCUCGCGGGUAACCUCCCGAGUCAGAAUGUCAUUCCUAACGGGAAUCCCAUUGCUCCUGAAUUCCAAAAUGGGGAUCCUCAUUUUACGGGACAGAAUAAUAAACUCGCAGAAAAUCAGAGGUUCCCAGUUGCGGCACCAGAUCAAGGCGUCCAAAAAUUGCCUCCUCCGAUAAACCCCCCUACGGUCUCCCAAACAGUCAACACUUAUACCCCACCCACCAAAAUAAUCUCACCUAUAGACUUCCCGACCGAAGUGGGCGAGGUUGACAUACCGGACGUUGAUGCCCCUAAAGAGACUAACAUCAGAGGCGCUAGUGCGGAUGACGGCAUAGAAAGCGGUUUGACGGAACUGACAGAAUUCCAAACGCCCGCGGUUGAGACUUUAACAAAAACAACAGCCAAAAAUCAAGACAACGCACUAUCGAAUCAACAGCCAACCGAGUCGAGCAAUUCUCAAAGACUUCAAAACCAACCAGCGGCCUCCACAGGACUCAACGCGAGAGAGAAUGCCACAAAUGCCAUUGCAACGGACACAAACAUCACGAAUGCCGGUGAUCAGAAACCAGCUCAAAGCAUCCCGAGUGGUCCAAAUUCAGGCACUGGUUCGAAUCAGGUUCAAGAGACACCGAGCACACAAACCAAUCCUAUAUCCGUCAUCUCUGCUAACGGGGAUCAAAUUCCAAGUUCUGCUCACGUCCAAGUUGAGCCAGCAACAGGGGUUCCAGACCAGGCUACUUCGCCACCCUAUGAUCAGCUGAGUCAGAAUACCAUUCCAACGUCUAAUUUUCAACCUGGUGGUCAAAAUACCGCACCACUUCCUUAUGCGCGUCCAGACGGAGCUGCAACGCCGUUUCCACAAAGUGUGAUGCAACCUGCCACAAACCCGUACCAGACUACUUUGCCACCCGAUGGUCACCUGAGUCAAAAUAUCAUUCCAACUUCUGAUUUUCAACCUGGUGGUCAAAAUACCGCACCAUUUCCUUAUGCGCGUCCGGACGGAGCUGCAACGCCGUUCCCACAAAGUGUGAUGCAACCUGCCACAAACCCGUAUCAACCCCAAACAAAUAACCCAUCAAUAGUCCCGACGCCCGCUUUGAUCCAUAAGAUCAUGCGACUUGCAGGCCUCUCGCACAAGCCGGGCAAAUGCGUCAUUGUCAUCAGUCGGCGACCGAUUCAACCCUCACCAUAUCGACCUCCGCCGAUUUGGUCGGGAUCCUUCAAUCCCUCGAGGGACGCGUUCGACUUUCGACCGGCACCAAACCCUCGUUAUGCGAUGCCUUCGCGGUUCUAUGGACCUUCACCAAUGGCCUCCUCGUCCACCAGUCCUUACUUCAGGCCGAUGAUGUAUCAACCGCCAUCUCCCGUGUAUAAUCCACGACCCAACCGAGGGCCCCUCUCCUUCUUGUUCAGAUAAAAGUGUUGAGGAGACUCAAAAUGCGCUGACGUUGCAACUCGAGAGGGAUUAUAAUGCGGAGAAUGGAGAAUUUGCACAAGUCUAAAAUUGGAUGAAUUUCGUGUUUAAGUAGAAACUGCUGGGUAAACUGAACACGAGGCUACCCUUAGUUUGUAAAUUGACUAAUUAGUAGAGGAGACGUGACAAAAUGAUCUAAUCUGCUAAAAUGCAUGUGUUUAAAUGGGAAAAACCGCCAGGGGGCGUCACCAGGCGGUCCAUUUUCUCACUUUCAGUCUAUUUCAUACUAUUUCUUAUAUCAGAAAAAAAUUAUAAAAAUACUGCAAAAUCAGCCCUUUAAGCACUCUCAGUUGAAGCAAUAAAAAAUUUGCUUGCGAAUUCUCCAUUCAGUUCGUAACAAGGGUAAAACGGAACCUGUGAUGCCUUGCAGUGGGAGAGGCUAAAAUGCAUUUGUUGAAAUGUUUUGGAGGGGGAUAGGGGAAAUAGUAAAUAUUUGUUACCAAAGUAUGCAUUUCCAGCAACGUUGACUUUCUUGGUUACAGCAAGUAGGAAUUAUUUGUAACUAAGCUAUACCUACAUGUCUAUUGGUGUUUCCUGGGUACCUUGAAUUCUACCUCUCCAACUCGAUGAUUCGUUUUAUCUUUGGAAUUCAUUUAUGGUGGCUAUAGGUUCUUCCUUAGAAAAUGUGUACUUAUCUACACCUUACAUGGCCAAGUUUAAUUAUUUUGGUUUGAUUGGAGUCAAAUAUUUUCUUGUAAUGACAAAUAUUUACACCUCUCUCAUUCCCCAGAUUUGAUUGCCCCGUGUUGAUAGGUAAGGUGAAAAACAGACAGGUCAUAGGUUAUUCAUACUGAGAAAAUAAGAUGAGACACUUGUAAUUAUGAUAAAAAUCGUAGCGAUUGAGGAAAUGAUAUAGAAUUUGAACGGAGAGACGGAGAUCAUUGCGAUGUUGCUAAGUUUAUAAAAUGUCUUAAGGCUUUAAAAAAACUUGAACUUUAAAGAGUCUCUACAUACAACCUAAAAAAUAAAAAUAAAUCAGGUAUGUGUUUAUCAGAAAAAAACAUGAAUUAAAUCGGCAAAUUACCAAGUAAAUAAUAUUUUUUGAAUCAUUUUUAGUUUACCUACCCUACCUACUUCAUUUUAAAAAGAGGACUUGCUUAGUUCCCGAAACGUCGUGAUACUUUUGGUUCUUUAAGUAAUCACAACACUUCAGCUGUUUGGUUGAGUUAUUAUAAAUCUGAAGGCUGUGUUUGAGCAUUAAAAAGAAAAUAAUAUCACCAGAAGUCUACACCCUGCCACGUCUCUUAGAGGCUCCACAUCACAUCUCUCUAUCAACAACAUUAGCCUUUGAUCUCAUUCAUGGUCCCUCUAAUAACUCUGAAGUUUCUUAAAACAUGUCUUCCUGUACUUGAAGAGGCUAUGAAGCUUCUUAAAUUAAUGGAGCAUCUGGCUCUAACUUUGGGAGUUGAAUCCUCAGAGGUUUGUACUAAGCCUUUCCAUAAAUUGUCACAUUUUUUGUAUUAAAAAAUUAUGCUCAUUGAGAAUUGGAGUCAAGCCAUAAGGUGUCUUCCUGUUUAUGAUACACGAACAAAGUUAUGGAUAUUUUUUUAAGAAUACAGAAAUAUUUAGCUAAAGAUGCAUAUUUCAUUUUUUAUUACUAUAUAAGAGCUAAUGCAUGAUAAAUAGAUGCAAUAUGCGGAUAAACAACUUUUUGAUAUUUUUUUUUAAUUGAGGGAUAUUUGUAAAAAUACUUUAGAAAAUUAAGGUAAUGAUUUUAUGAUACUAGGCUCCGAGGCCUGAAAGCAAUAUUGCUUCUGGAACUUACGAAGUUCCGAAUACUGAAAUUCUAAAGCUGCAAUUUCUUCUAGGACAGUGCCCAUCCUACCAUGGGUACAAAGAUUCUUGACUAAGCUCUGAGAGAUUUGAAUAGAAGAUUUGGUAGAGGUUUGAUAGGCAGUAGGUCUAAAUUAUAUCAUUUUUAAAAAUGUACAGUUACCUUCUUUCAAGAUUUUGUAAAAUAAAAUGAAAAUUUAUGACAUUAUUUUUUUUACCUUUUUUUUUUUCUUUUUUAGUCUCAUCAAUUAAUUGGUAAGUAAAUGCUCCUGUAUAACCUGAAAUUUAUCAGUGAAGUCCAGGUUGUGUUUUUCUUUUUUGUUAAAAUUUUGAAGAAGAAACGAGAGAAUGAUAACUAAAUUCAGGUCUGGUCUGCUAGUUACUUUUUUUUGGUUUAUACACCAUAGAACAGUGAUAAAUUUGAGCCAUCCUCUGCAAAAAUCAGUAUAUUCUAGGAAUAUUUUCGACAAGAUGAUGAAAUUUAUUUGAAAAUAUUCUAGGGACUAUAUUUUGGCUGACAUCAGAAUAUUCUUAGGAAGACAGAAUACAGAUAUUAUCAUAGACAUGUUCAAGUCUAAGUCAAGUCGAAGUUUGCCUAAAACUUACUUCAUGUUGACUAUGCGUUGCGACUAAAUGUCCUUCUUUCAGCUCUCGCAAAUCACAUUUUAUGCGGUGGUAAAUUUUCUUUUGGAAUUUGGCAUCGUGAAUAAAGUUUAUCAUGUUUUCUCAACAGAA